Molecule: messenger RNA, 4200 nt
Organism: Neoarius graeffei (lesser salmon catfish)
Lineage: Eukaryota; Metazoa; Chordata; Actinopteri; Siluriformes; Ariidae
Product: rho GTPase-activating protein 42-like
Exons: 25
Coding region: 376-2988 (870 amino acids)
Biological process (GO): signal transduction
Cellular component (GO): cytoplasm
Molecular function (GO): GTPase activator activity; protein binding
Source: RefSeq, a predicted model, not a curated record
GCAGUAAAACAGAGAGAAAAGUUCAACUUCAGGCCGGAAGUGGAGCUGAACGGAGGGAGACAGACUCACACAGCGCUGUGAGAGUGAGACAGACACAGAGAGAGAGAGAGACACACACACAGCGCUGUGAGAGUGAGACAGACAGACACAGAGAGAGAGAGAGAGAGAGAGAGACAGCGCUGUGAGAGUGAGACAGAGAGAGAGAGAGACACACACACAGCGCUGUGAGAGUGAGACAGAGAGAGAGAGAGACAGCGCUGUGAGACAGAGAGAGAGAGAGAGAGCGCUGUGAGAGUGAGACAGACAGAGAGAGAGAGAGAGAGCGCUGUGAGAGUGAGACAGAGAGAGAGCGAGCCGGAGGUGAUGAGGGUGUGAAUGAGCGGUGUGGAGAUGGGUUUACCGACCCUGGAGUUCAGUGACUCCGCAGUGGACAGUCCGAGCUUCAGAGACGCGCUGAGGAAGCAUGAAGUGGAGCUGGAGAACACCAACAAGUUCAUCAGAGAACUCAUCAAGGACGGCAACGCGCUCAUCGGCGCUCUCAACAAUUUGUCUGAAUCUGUGCUGAAGUUUGCUCAGUCUCUGCAGGAGUUUCAGUUCGAGUGCAUCGGUGACGCUGAGACAGACGACGAGGUAAACAUCGCUCAGUCUUUUAAAGAAUUCUCGAAGCUGCUGAACACCGUGGAGGAGGAGAGACGCCGCCUUAUCCAGAACGCUGACGAUGUGCUCAUCACACCUCUGGAGAAAUUCCGUAUGGAGCAGAUCGGAGCGGCCAAAGAAGGAAAGAAGAAGUUCAUGAAAGAGAGUGAGAAGUACUACUCAUCGUUGGAGAAACAUCUCAACCUGUCUUCAAAGAAAAAGGAGUUGUCACUCCAGGAGGCUGAUGCUCAGAUCGAUAGAGAGAGGCUGCUGUUCUACGACGCUUCACUCGAGUACGUCUUCAAAAUCCAGGAGGUGCAGGAGAAGAAGAAAUUCGAGUUUGUUGAGCCGCUCCUCGCCUUCCUCCAGGGUUUAUUCACUUUCUACCAUGAGGGAUACGAACUGGCUCAGGAGUUCCAACCUUACAAACAGCAGCUCCAGUUCAACCUGCAGAAUACUCGGAACAACUUCCUGAGCACGAAGCAGGAGGUGGAGAAACUGAUGAACAGAGUGAGAGCUGCAGAUCAGGACCAGAAACCACCAGGACGGUGGACCAUGGAGGGUUACCUGUACAUCCAGGAAAAACGACCUUUGGGCUGUACCUGGACACGACAUUACUGCACUUACGAUAAAGCGAGUAAGACGUUCAGCGUGACCAACACCGAGAGCAAGAGCUCCAACAAACAGAGUGACGUCGUGUCGAACCCAACGGAAGUGUUCAAGCUCAAGUCGUGCAUCAGGAGAAAAACCGACUCCAUCGACAAGCGCUUCUGUUUCGACAUCGAGGUGGUAGAGAGAAAUGCUGUGUGUCGUGGAACUCUUUUCAGACCCCUGCAGUUUUUCUGUAAAGUUCGACAUGGUAUCAUCACCUUGCAGGCUCUGUCUGAAUCUAACAGGAGGAUGUGGCUGGAAGCGAUGGACGGCAAAGAGCCAAUUUACAACCUGCCUGUAGUCCUGAGCAAGAAAGACGAGACUCAUCUGAACGAAGCUGGUUUUAAUUUUGUGAGGAAGUGCGUCAGCCUGGUGGAGGCAAGAGGCAUUAAUGUGAUGGGACUGUACCGUAUCGGAGGCGUUAACUCUAAAGUGCAGAAGCUGAUGAACACCGUCUUCUCACCUAAAGCUCCAGCAGACGUGGACUUGGACCCUGAAAUCUGGGAUAAUAAAACCAUCACCAGCGGCCUGAAGAAUUACCUCAGGUGUCUCCAUGAUCCACUCAUGACCUACAGACUGCAUGAGGAUUUCAUCACAGCUGUCAAAUCAGAUGAUCAGAAUUACAGAGUGUGUGCUGUUCAUGCUCUGGUCCAUAAACUGCCUGAGAGAAAUAAGGAAAUGCUGCAGAUUCUAAUAAAACACCUUCUUACCGUCUCGGCUCACAGUCAGACCAACAUGAUGACGGUGUCGAACCUGGGCGUGGUCUUCGGCCCCACGCUGAUGCGCUCUCAUGAGGAGACGGUGGCUGCCAUGAUGGACAUCAAGUUCCAGAACGUGGUGGUGGAGAUCCUGAUCGAGAACUUUGAUAAGAUCUUCCACCAGACUCCGGACCCUAACGUUCCCUUGGUGCAGCCUCACACUCAUCCAGAGUCACGCAGGAACAGAGCCAUCUGUCUCUCCACAGGAGCUCGAAAACCCAAAGACCCCUACACACACACACUGUGUGUCACAGACGCAGACAGUGAGACGUUCAGCAGCAGUUCCUGCAGCACUGCGAUGGGCAGCGUGGAGUCUCUCUCAUCUCACUCGUCAGAGCAGAACGUGGCCAAACUGAGCUCCUGCGCUCUUUAUAAAGAGAAGCCGCCGCUCCCGUCUCCUCUGUCCUCCAGAGGGCCCCGGGGCCAAGACUCCGGCUCCAGAGAGGAUGCAGGGCGGGCGGAUGGAGACUCUGAGGACUCGAACAGAUCACCUGCUCUGAGGAGAGCUCAUAGAAACAUCACCCAGAGCUGCAGCGCUGUCGUGAGAUCGGACUGGCUCAGCUCUUUCCCAGCACCGUCUGUCCGAUCACUCCACAGUACCGGGGAGAAACAAAGCGAUGGCAUUCCGUGGACCGACCUGCCGCCCAAACUGAGACCGAGACGGGGACAGGGACAGGACGGCGGCUCGAGCGGCGGCUACCACACCCCCGUCUCAGUAGUGGCAGUGAGAGCACUGAUGUUUGAAAGUCCCUCACUGUCGACACAAACCGGGCGAGACGCCAAGGCGAUUUACUCGUGUGAGGCAGAGCAUAGCAAUGAGCUGAGUUUCCCCCAGGGGGCGCACUUCUCAAACGUGUACCCUUCAGUGGAACCCGGCUGGCUCCAGGCCACAUACGAGGGCAAAACAGGACUCGUCCCCAAAAACUAUGUGGUUUUCAUCUGAGCCCACUCACGGAGCCCACGUCCAGCGUGUCCUGAUGGAGUAGAUGGUGUGUAGAGCUCAUCAUUGUGAAAAUGGUUGAUCUCUGGAGCUGUAACAGUCGGUGAGGUCACUGAGGUUCUAUUCAAAGCGUCCUGCUGUUCUUCAGCCUCAGGAUUGUUUUAGCAUAAAGCUCUUAGUGUUAUAAUGUUUUAUAAGCACUCAUUCAUCUGUAGGGGUUUUUUACCUUUUUAAUCUGUAGUGAAAGUCUGUGUCUUGUUAAAUCUGGUAACCAUAAGGUUUUAUUACAUCAUCUAAAAAAAACCCAGUAAAGUGAAGUGACUGCAGAUGUUACUGACCUUCAGAAGUUUUAACAUUUGCUCCACUCAGAAAUACAAGGCGUCUUUUUCCCCCAAAUAAAAACAGCGGAUGAGGUGACUGAUGUAUGAAUCCAGAAUGAUUGACAGGUGAGAAGGUGUUUUGGACUCCCUGAUAUUACUUGACCCCUGGAAGCCCCGCCCCCUUCCUCUAUCUCACAUUAGUAAUCUCGUCUCGAUUUUCUCAAUGGAAACAUACAGUGAAGCGACGUCCUCACAUUCUGUCCCAGGAGACAGAUGCGAAAUAAAAUCUAAGUGUGUGUUCUGCUUCCUAUCGCUAACAUUACACACACACACACACACACACACACACAGCUCAACGCAACACAUCACUGCUCACAGCCUCACACACACACACACAGCGUCACUUCAACACGUUUGUUUAUUUAUUAGCAUCAGAAACCAUUUUUGGUUCAUAGAAACAUUUCUAGUGUCUUCAUCUUAACUCAAACAGAUGAGCAGCACCGCACACACACACACACACACACACUCCCAUCUCCACUUUACUGAUUUGUGAAAGGCUGAGAUUGAAAACGUGCCUCAUUUUUCCUCCAUUAUUCCUCUUCAGACUGUUCUCACUCUUUCGCGUGCAGCAUGAGGAACCCGUUCUGAUGCAGUUUCAUUCUCUCGUGUUUUUGUCACCGAUAUUGUUCACAUUUUAUUGCUGUAACUUGUAAGAAAAAUGCACAUGGUCUUGUUGCCGUUAUCCAUGCAGUCUUUAAUCAGGUGUUGGAACUGAACAGGUGAAGUGAUUGAACUGAACAAUGCCUUAUCACUGUGUUAGGGUUUUUUUUUUUUUUUGCUUGUUUUCACACGUGUGAACGUUUUACUGUCAAUAAAUUUCUACACCAUAACCUCA